This is a messenger RNA of Durusdinium trenchii, 2451 nucleotides long. NCBI's taxonomy places the organism in Eukaryota, Dinophyceae, Suessiales, Symbiodiniaceae. The record is from the annotation of a GenBank genome assembly.
AUGUUCAAGGUGGAGCGGCGCCUCCUACUUGCAGCAGAUGAGCAGCGCAGGCUUGGACUGCGCGUCAAAUGCUUUCUCCACCAAAUCAGCCUGGUGCGGAAGAUGGGGGUGCUUUGCUUCGACUCAUUUUGGCCAAGUUUGGUCAGAUUAUCACACCUCUUCGAGAGUUUUUCUUUCAAGAAAAAGUUCUCUUUGGCACUUGUCCAAGUGUUGAGUGCACCUGGAAUACCCGUGGCAGAUUUUCCGACUGAGAUGCCCGAGUGGCGCUGCAGAGCAGACUGGAUCCAGCGGUCCUUUGAUUGUCCGUCUAAGGCCGCGCGCCAGAAGCUGGUUGAUUUUCUUGAAUUUGCCAAUGGCGACUCCCGCUUGGACACAGUGACGCAUUAUUGUAGAAACUGCUGCGAAAGCAACGAGGAGAGUUUCCAAAAACUUUUACACUUGGCAAUCCCACUGUUUGCGCGGGGGUUUUCAGUGCCUCUUUUAUAUAGAUUCAAGCACUUCUCCCCAGCUGCCGGCUACAUGAAGUUUGGCUGUUGUGCCUUCAGACUGCUCCCUCGAAUUAUGGCCCAGAUGCAGCAAAACGCGGCCAACAGCACAGGAGCUGGAUCGGAGGUAGCCAGCUUGGUCCAAGACAUCUUGUGCCAGGAGAGAUCUACUGCAGACAAUCCAACUCCAGAAGAUGUCCAGCGCAUGGUAGAUACGUUGCUGGACAAUGAUUUGAGCUACAGCCUUCAGAACUCAGUCAGGCGCCGUCUUGUGGCAGAGCAGCUCUCAAAACCCAAUUUUCUGCAGGGAUCGAUAGUCAUUGAGAGCUUGAUCAAUGCAUUUGAGCCUGCAAUUAAUGCUCUCUUCAAGGGCACUGGCCAGCUCACCCGUUUGACAGGGCUUGGAAGCUCCCAUCCCGAGUAUGAGUCAUUGAAAGAGGAAUGUGCAGAGUCGUUCUUGUACAUUGUUUGUGGUGAUUUUGGGCAUGAUUGCAUCAGCCGGACUCUCCGUCUUCUUGAGAACGGGUUGUCUGAGAAUGUCCAUAUGGGCUUGCAGCCCUCUUCUGAAAGGUUGAAGUUGCUUUUUCAACUGGUUUGCGCUUGCUCCUCUGAUUUGUGGCGAAGAUUAGUGCAGGAGUGCAACAGAUAUCCUCUCAAGGUCUUCAGUUUCCUGAGGUUGAGGAAAAACCUUGCAGGGUUUGUCAAAGAAUGGGACGAGCUUCUGAAGACCAAACGCUUGUGCCCCACAUGCUUGGACACGGAAUUCUCACAGGCAUUGUUGGCUCCUUUUGGCCCAGAGCCGCUGGCUCAUCAAACGCUUCACACUCAGCUCGCCGUACAAGAAGAAGUGUGCCGGGUCUUGAAUCACAUUGCAAGCUACACGCCUGUCAACGCAGACACGGUUGAAAUCAAGCAUGGAAACAUGCAGUGGGCCGUCUCUAAAAGGGCAUCAAUGUAUGUAAAGAAGGCUCCAGCAGCGCGAGAGACUAGCGUUCUGCAGUCAGCCAUUCGAAAUCAUUGCAUUGCUCAAGACGAAGUACAGGCUCUCACAAUGCCAGCGCCCAGGGUUUCCGCAGCUAUACAGCGGCAAGUGGGUGUCAAGUCUACCAACCGGAAUUCCCAGCAGCUUCAUCAGAACACUGGGGCAGCGGAGCCUCAACGCAGACCAAUGGAAUCCAUCCAGCAAAAGCAGCUGCGACUUGAACGUGCAGAGAGUAGGAAUGUCAGAUCUCUUUCCGGCUGGAAUGUCUUUCAGCGGGAGCGCUUGGGUGGACAACAGUUUUCUAUGGCCGAAUACCAAAGCAAGGUAAGCUCCUUAUCAAAGGAGUGGCGCGGUUUGGGAAGCGAGCAGAAAGAGGAUUUCCAGGUUCAGGCAGUGCAUGAACAACAAGUACGCCACAGAGUUUCUGAAGCUGCCCUCAAGCCAAAGAAGCAACUGGAGCCUGACCGUCCCGAGCUACAAGUAACUCUUUCUUUGGAGGAGGAAGUGGGCAAAAAAGGUCUUUCAAAGAUUUCUGCCAAACGCCUAGCCAUCAACAAAGAGCUGUACCAUUCCCACCCUCUUUGGUCCAGCCCUUCGCAAAUGGGAGACGGUGAUGGAGCCCUCAAAGCCAAGGACAUUGAUGUCUCUUCAUCAGACUCAGCAGUCCACACUUUCCUGCACGAGACCCUUCACAAACAGUCGUGCCCGGAGGAUGUUGCAAAACAUUUGCAUGCAGCGCAGGAACUGGAGGCCAAUGAUGAAACCUGCCUGCCUGGCAUGUGCCGAAGCAGUGGAGUUUUUUCACAAUGCCAUGAAACUGGUGCGAGCCUUUGCAAAGAACUUGGAUUCACACAGCAUCAAGGCUGGAGCCUUGAUGCACAUCAGCAGCGAUUUGUGCUCGUCAACAGUGGCUGCAUUUUUAGGUGUCACUGUGAAGAAGCCGUGCCUGCAAACCUUGAUCAUCGCCAGUGUAGAGGAUACUAG